GUCCUGGCAUGACCAGCCAACUCGUUCUCUUUAACGAGAAUCUUCAUUACAUUACAACAUUAUUGUCUCUCUAUGCUUUACAACUAUUAGGAUUGGUAAUAACAACUCACUUACUCGAACAAUGUGGAAGACUGAGAAGAAGGAAAGACAAGCAAAAGAACGAAAAAACGGGAAAGACAGAAAAGAUGAAAGACCAGGCCGCCGAAAACGUGCAAUUUUGGGAGUUUUGCACCGCAAGAAUACGUCAACUGAAUUUUCCCAAAAGGAGUCCAACACCGGCUUCACUGCCAUCUGGUGGAGGAGUGGCUGCUGCAUCAAAAAGCGCUAGAAAGGACUUAGAUAAGGCAAAAGAAGAGGAGAAGAGAAACGAGAAGGGAGAUACGAAGAAGGAACAAGAGAAGAAAGAAGUGGUCAAAAAGGACGAAAAAGAGAAGGAAGAAAAGAUAAGUGAAGACAAGAAAUCCGACAAGGAAGAGGAGCUUAGAGAAGAAAAGAAGUUUAUAGAAAAUCUUAAACCUAAACAGAUAAAACGCAAUGAAAAAGAAGAGCGCAUUGCACAGGGAAAAGAAGUCCGUAAUAAGGGUGACUAUCCUACGUUCAACGAUGUCGAAAGCGAUUGGGAUUCAGCUAAGGAUGCGAAAGAAAAGGGAGAAAAGGAGGAUGAGAAAAAGGAACAGCAAAAUGCCGCUGAGCCCCAUGAAGAGAAGAAGGAAGAGAAAGCAGAGGAGAAGGAAGGAGGCCAAAAGAAGGAGGAGAUAAAAGAUGAAGGGAAGAAAGCCGAAGGCGCCAAGGAAGAAAAGAAGGGAGAAGUACCAGCUACAAAGCCGACGCAAUCUGGUAGUCCGUACAACGGCAAAGAUGCGCAAAAGAACGUCGCCGCAAACCCACCUAAGAAAGAUGCACCAGCGAAGUGAAGAAAUCAUUUGGUAAAUUGU
Molecule: messenger RNA, 935 nt
Organism: Cylicocyclus nassatus
Lineage: Eukaryota; Metazoa; Nematoda; Chromadorea; Rhabditida; Strongylidae
Source: the annotation of a GenBank genome assembly